AACUGCACAGAUACACGGGUGCAGUACUCCAGUUCCGCGGCGUAAUGUUAUAAAUAAGGUUUUCCCGUCCGCGGAUUGCCAUUCGGGCAAGUGCCGCAAGUGUUCGUGUGAAUCGCGAAAGUGCUUUUGAGUUGAUAUAAUUUUUAUUGGAACCAGUGACUUUAAAUCAGAUAAAAUAUGGCUGCACCCAAAAACGCCGAGGAAGCAUUCCAUCUUAUAAACAGAUUCACUUCGCUCAACGGGAUGGACAAGCAAACUACAAAGAAUUACGAAACCGUUAAGAAAUAUAUCAUUGACGAAAUGUGCAAACAAGAUAAAGUUUUUAAUUACUUGGCUAAUCGCCACAACUUAGCGGGAAGCUACGCGGACAAUUUAAAGAUUACUUCGCCUAAUGAAUUCGACUUGCUCAUUGAAAUCAAAUUAACGAAAUUCUUCGUUACUGCUAGGAUAGAAAGUGACACACAGAAACCAGGGAACGUUAAAAUUAACAUAUCUGAAAUACUGAAAAAAUGUUUGGAAAACGAUAACACCAAGUUUGUUUGGGAGAGACUUAAAAAGCUUAAGGAUGACAACGACUAUUUACUCCAGGAUAAAUUCCAGUCCUGGGUUCAAGGCAUUUUAUCAAAAAUUAAUUUACAUAACUCUUACUUUGAGUCUCAGGGCAGAAGUUUCAGGCUAAAAUAUACGAUUUCCGGCCCUGCGCAUACAUGUCAUGUAACGACUGAACCACUAUCGUUCAGUAUGGACCUAGUUCCAGCGGUUAUUUGCAAGAGCGAUCAAUGGCGUGCUAAACGAAAUUACCCUAAAGAACACACUUCUCUUUACUGGCAUGCUAUACCAAAACCCAUAAAGGAAAAAGCGGGCCAAAGCAAUAUAUCGUGGCAAGGAUCGUAUGCUGAUUUCGAGCGAACGAUAAUCGGCAACAAAAACAAUUUGAAGAAUACAUGUCGAAUACUGAAAAAGCUGCGAGAUAGACAAAAUUAUAACCAUUUUAAAAGUUACUUUAUCAAGACAAUGUAUUUAUGGGAGUGCGACAUGCAGCCUCCGGAGUUCUGGAAUCGGCCAGUUUCUGAGCUAGUCAUCCAUAUGAUAGAGCGAUGGAUUGAUUAUCUAGCAGAGGAACGCUUACCUUUCUAUUGGGACAAAGAUUGUAACCUUCUGGAACGAGGAAGUUGGGGAACAAUGUGCUGUCAACUCAAACAAGUCCUCAAACGUUUGAAGGGAUAUUAUGAAUCUGAACCAGGGAAAAUAUUGAAUAUUUUCCUUGACGAUGACGAAAUUAGUAAACUGAACAGCAGCGCGCCAAUCAGUGUUGUUCAAAGCGAACAGGAAGAAGUGAAAAGUAAUUCGAUUGUGGAAUGGAUUGUUCGAGGAAUUUUGGGCUUAUUUUUAUCGAAAGAUAACUCCAACGCGUAGUUGCAGCGUCAUUAUAUAAACAUACAUUUUUAGUGGUGAGCCGCGUUCUUCGCUAGAUUAUUUACCAUCGUAGAUGAAUACCUUCUACAAAUAUAUUUUAGAGUUUUUAUACAGUCAA
Messenger RNA from Hermetia illucens (black soldier fly), 1534 nucleotides. RefSeq lists its product as uncharacterized. NCBI's taxonomy places the organism in Eukaryota, Metazoa, Arthropoda, Insecta, Diptera, Stratiomyidae. The record is from RefSeq and is a predicted model, not a curated record. The coding region runs from base 178 to 1416 and encodes 412 amino acids. The transcript has 4 exons.